This is a messenger RNA of Penicillium robsamsonii, 3906 nucleotides long. RefSeq names its product putative nuclear migration protein. Gene Ontology annotation, molecular function: tubulin binding; phospholipid binding. Gene Ontology annotation, cellular component: mitochondrion; cell cortex. Gene Ontology annotation, biological process: establishment of mitochondrion localization; maintenance of protein location in cell cortex; microtubule cytoskeleton organization. The transcript has 2 exons. Lineage: Eukaryota; Fungi; Ascomycota; Eurotiomycetes; Eurotiales; Aspergillaceae. The record is from RefSeq and is a predicted model, not a curated record. Bases 1 to 3906 code for a protein of 1301 amino acids.
AUGGCCGAUUUACAGUCUCCAGCCUCCAUGGCCCAUCCGUCUCCGGCACCAUCCUUCAGAUCCAGAUCGAGACCGUCUUUGCGCCGGCGAGAUUCUUCCCCACCAUCUUCCCCUCCACCUAGUCUCCCAACGCCCGCGUUCUCCCCCGAUGGACAAACAGACGAAGAUGAUAUCAUCGAGGAUACUUUGUCACCUUUCGAUCCGCGCAGAAUCACACCUACUCUCCAUGCAUCUCUAGUUUCGGAGAUUCUCUCGCUGCGGCGGGAGAUAGAGAACAAAACCAAGUCAAUUGAUGUAUUGGAAGACAGCUUGGACCAAUCAAGGACGGAAAAUGAAACAUUGACCGCCAAUCUCUCCCAGGCAACCUGGGAAGGACGUUCGUUGAAACACCAAAUCCAACUCCUGGAAGGUGGGACGUCAUCUGCAAUGACCGAGCUAGCUCGGGAGCGCGAUGAAGCGGUCGAAAAUAUCGGCGAUGUUCGUAAGAAGCUCGAGCAAGCACAGAAAAAAGCUCGAGGUCGGGAAGAGGACCUCGAACGAACCCAAUUACUUUGGAGUCGCGACCAAGAGUCCUGGGCGGAUGAGCGCCGAGCCCUGGAACGCAAGGUUCACGUAGUGGAGGGCCGCCUGAAGACCGUUUUGAACGAGGUCGCAGCCGCCCAGGAAGUGGCGACUAACCACUCAUCACAGCCGAGUGAGAAUGCUGAUCAUGACAAGAAUAAAGAGAGCGACUCGGCCAGCGUGGCAUCCAGUAGCCUAGGCCGCCGACGCACGAGCGUGACCAGCGUAAGCUCGGAAGAAGGUGAAGAGGCCGUCAUAUUCCAUAGCAUGCGGUACUCGGUUAUGAGCGCUGCGCCUGGCGCCAAGAAUGGUUCAGGCCUGAACCUGGCGGAGGAACUCGACUUUGACGAAGAGGAUGAGUUUGGUCCAUCCGAUGAUGACCUCCCCGUCUCUCCGGAGGCGCUCCCCGAAGAACGACCAAUGUCGGUUCACUCACAGGGGUCGCAUAGUAUUUCUUCCAAGGCCAGGAGGAUCCUGGGUCUGUCCCUUCAGAGUUCAGACUCACACUCACCCACUGCCAUGGAGUUCCGUGCCCGGGAUCUCGGGUUUGCUAGCUCGGUGAAACUUGACUCGGCGGUCGAAUACCACGAUAUCGGCAUCCAGUACUCACCUCCUCCGUCGCCUACGAUAGAAGCGAAGGUUGUAGACAUUGGUCCCGAGUCCAGGAAAAUGGCUUCAGAACCCGAGAAUGAAGACGACAACGCAAACAUACCUGAAACAAAGGACGACGUCACGAUCCCCUUUGCACCUCUGAUGGUUUCUACAUCUUGCCAAACAGUGGAGGAACUCCCAAGUCCUUCAUGGGCACCCAAUGUGACUGAGCCGCCUCAGCCUGUUAAAUCAACACUAGAGCGGGUGCAAAUGACAUCGACCUCCACCCAGACUGAUGUCCUUCCGGAAACAGAUGUCCAAAGCGAGAAUCGUAUCAGUUUGUCGCCGAAUAAUGUCCCAUCCAAGAUGGACAUUCCGAUGAUCGCCAUCCAUCCACCAGGCUCAGAGCCAUCCUCACCUCGGAACAGUGUCGUUCUUCCACCGCAAACCAAGAAUAUCGCUUGCCAGGCCAACUUCCGGGCAAUUGUUGAUUGUCGAUCCGUCGCCAUCCAAACCGAGGAGAUCCGUAUCGAUCAACGCUCUGUCAAACUUCCCGCCAGUCUUCUUCCUUCUGCUAUUCAAGAUGUCCUACCUCGCCCUGAACUUCAGGAACCUAGCCUUGAGUCUUACACUGCGCCCCCGCUUCCGCCACGGUCCGAAAAGCGUCAGAGGCGUCUAAUAACAGAUCACCCGAUAGAUCGUCCCGUGAAGCCUCCUAGAGCACCCGGCCCAGAUCAUGUGCAAGCCUACCCCGGUAACAACGACAAUGGUCCACUCUCAGACGAUGCCUUAUCCAAUAUUCGACGACCGCUACGGUCUAGCAGUCUCUUCGCCGGUUUUGAACACAACAGCGACGAUGAAGGUUCUCACGGCGAACGUGAUGUCUUCACGGACGAUGAGCUCCUCAACCGUCCAUUUGCUGCAUACACUGUCAGCCGUGGCAAACUCAUCACUUCAAAAUCAAGACCUAGUUUGGACGACAUGGCUCUUCCCGAAGUUGCCGAGCAGCUGUCCUCUCCCGAGUCAAGGCCACCCGAUAUUGGCCGUUCUCGAGCCUCCCAACGGUCUGGCACGGCCUCCUCGAGUAUUCGCCAGCCCGGCAUGCGCAAAAUGGCCAUAAUCUCCAGUGGAACUGCUACACACCAGAAGCCCCGUGCCCGCAGUCCCAGCGAACCAAGUCUCGAGAGCGGCAGUGCAGGCUCAAGUAUUGCACCACCGUUCCCCGUGCCCAUGCGUCUAAGCUCACGCAAACUCCCGCUCAACGGCAGCGACGGGCCCCCAAGUCCUACUCGCUCAGCCGGCAGACAGUUCUCAGACCGCGGUCGGCAACCCGUCGUCCGGCGCCCAACCCUCCGCCGAGUGCGAUCUGCUGCAGCAACAUCACAAUCGGAACUUACCGAGGGACCAGAAACUCGUUCUUCUCCGUCACGAUCCAUUUCGACCUUUUCCCCAGAAAGUCCCACAUACCGACCAUACCGACCACCGCCGAUGCCGUGUGAUGAGAUCACAGCACCUCGUGAGCGGUACGGGGCCCCGAAACGCGCCUCGCAUCGUACGACUCCGUCUCAAACUUGGAAUGGUGAACAACGUGAAAGAAAGGAUUCUACCGGCGGCGUGCAGCCGACUAGUGUCGUCGAUGCCAUUGCUCAAACCAUGGUUGGCGAGUGGAUGUUUAAGUACGUCCGUCGACGCAAAUCAUUCGGGAUGGGCGAGUCCAAGGAGAUUUGGGAGGGCAAGAACCCCGACGAUGUGUCGGCAAAUAUCACGAACAGUGGUGUGCGACAUAAGCGAUGGGUUUGGCUCGCCCCUUACGAAGGCUCCAUUAUGUGGAGUAGUAAACAGCCUACCAGUGGGCCUGCAUUGCUCGGCAAGAGUGGUCGGAAGUUCACCAUUCAAUCCGUCCUGGACGUCAAAGACGACAACCCCCUACCCAAAGGCGCCGACCCUUCGAUCCCAUUUAACCGUUCCAUCCUGGUGCUGACACCACAGCGCGCUCUGAAAUUCACAGCGCUAACCGUCGAACGCCACUACGUCUGGCUAACGGCCCUAUCCUUCCUCAGCCAUUCCUCAAUGGGCCUACAAGAACUUGCAGCCCUACCUCCAGUCCCCCAAGAAGAAUCCCCAACCCUACCCCACGCCUUCCACCGUCGAAACCCAAUUCGCGACUCCAUCCGUGUCGCAAAAGGCCGUCCCCGCCCAAUGCCAAAGGGCAAGCGCUCCUUCAACAGCGCCGGCGCUCCAGCCCCAGUCCCAGAACUCCCAGGUGGCAGUAUCGAUUUAGCAGCCGACGCACCACAUGUGCCCCGUUUCUCAUCUCACAACCGCAAACGCAGUAACACCGCACCCCGGGCCCCGGCCCUUCACGCUCUCCGCAGCUUCUCCAGCGCCGGCACGAUGCCCUCUUCACACAGCGGCACCACAGCUGGCUCCCCAGACCUCCACUUCCCCGCCAUGCAGCCCCCACCGCCGGGGAUUGGAAGCCGCCGCAGCAGUAUUAGUCGACGCACUUCCGAGGCGAGUGGCCGUGCUCCCAGCGUGUCGGGCAGCAACAUGUUCGAUAUAGGCACUGUGCGUAUGGAGGCUUUCAUCGAUCACCACGCAGAACAAAUUAAUCGCCCCCGUCCGCCUCCGCGCCAGCGCCAUACCCGCAAAACUUCCAGUCAAUGGAGUGAGAGGCGGUAUGAGUUUGACACGCCUUCGGUUCAGGGCAGCGAGUUCUCAUACCGUCCUGAAGAUCCAUGGCGGGGGUUCUAA